This is a messenger RNA of Haliotis rubra (blacklip abalone), 2542 nucleotides long. RefSeq names its product cholesterol 7-desaturase nvd-like. Gene Ontology annotation, biological process: chlorophyll biosynthetic process; cholesterol metabolic process. The coding region runs from base 336 to 1751 and encodes 471 amino acids. Gene Ontology annotation, molecular function: 2 iron, 2 sulfur cluster binding; chlorophyllide a oxygenase activity. Lineage: Eukaryota; Metazoa; Mollusca; Gastropoda; Lepetellida; Haliotidae. Gene Ontology annotation, cellular component: chloroplast. The record is from RefSeq and is a predicted model, not a curated record. The transcript is spliced from 7 exons.
CAUAACGGACAGCGAGUACUGACAGGUUCGUCGAUGCUGACUGAAUACUUUGUUGACGAAGCGAAUCUUUCAUUUUCACUGUAAGGAGAAUACAGGUCACGCAACGCUUUCGCAAUUCCGGCUCGCGGAGAAGGAUUCACUACAGCAAUGCGAACAUUGCACAACGUUCGCCUCGUAUCUCGCCACAGGGACCCAGAUACCAGCCUGUAGACUGAAGUUACACGGGCCGAUCGAUCUGUGUGUGUGUGUCAAAGCGGCGGAUGUGUGGUCGAGCACGGAGGAGGCCGAGCGUCCAUGGGAACCCAUCACAGGGCAGGUAACAGUCUACCAGUAGGAUGGCGACUCGGUGUAUAUACUCCGCAGCAGUGUGUUUUGUAUGUACAUUGACAAACUUCGUAUCAGGCAAGGAGACGGGGUUUCCCAAGUCCCUGAAGGAGGUGAAGGCUCUGUGGAUUGAAACCACUACUUCACUAUUUCACGGAAACGGAUUAGCUGUUGAACUUUGUGCGUUUGUUGUGGAAUGGCCUAUAAUUACUGCAGUAUGUGCGACUGCCGUCGCUCUGCUGCUAUACUAUGGGUAUCGGCUAUUUUUUAUACCUCUCAACCGGGUACGUCGACUAGAGGAUGUUGGAUACGCCCAUGAUCCCUCCAUGGGGAGACGAGAUAUUGCCAACAUGGUUCGGAGACGUCGGGCUGUAGGUAAUAUACCCCCUGUAUACCCAAACGGCUGGUUCGGCUUGAUGGAAUCGUUUGAUCUUGCAAAGGGACAGGUGAAAGAGGUGAACGCUCUAGGUGUACACCUGGCCGUGUUCAGGGACGAGGAGGGCAAGGCUCACGUUGUCAACGCCUACUGUCCUCACCUGGGCGCCAACAUGGCCGUAGGGGGCAAGGUGGUGGGCAACUGUAUCGAGUGCCCCUUCCACGCCUGGAGGUUCAGGGGGGAGGAUGGCAAGUGUACCAACAUCCCUGCUGCAGAGAAAGUGCCUGAUAUAGCGAGGGUCAAGUCGUGGAAGGUGAAGGAGCUGAAUGGCUGGGUGUACGUGUGGUACCACGCCGAGGGGGAGGAGCCCUACUGGGUGCCCCCUGAAAUAGAGGAGAUCACCAAGGGAGAAUGGACAUACCGGGGUCGGACAGAACACAUAGUCAACGCCCAGAUACAGGAGAUCCCGGAGAACGGAGCUGACGUUGCCCACCUGCCUCAGGUUCACGGACCCUUCAUGGGUGCUGGGACGGACCUCCGCUACAUGUGGGCCAAGAUGUGGACGUUCGUGGAGCACCGGUGGAAUGCCAGCUGGGAGGCGUUUCAGCCCCCUCAGGGCCACAUAGCCCAGAUGUCCGUGGGGCAUAAGCUGUGGCUGUGUGGCAUGCACAUGUCCAUGCUGGACAUGGACGUCAAGGCCAAACAGAUAGGUCCAGCAUUUGUGUAUCUGAGUAUGGACUGCGGGAUAUUUGGCAAGGGCGUCAUCAUACACAACCUGCUCCCAGUAGGACCCAUCACACAGAAGCUUAUCCACAACAUCUACGUGCAGAGUCGCAUGCCAACAUUCGUGGCCAAGUUCUACAUGAUGGCUGAAGCAAUUCAGGUUGAAAGGGACAUCAUGAUAUGGAAUAAUAAAAUGUACCAGAAUAAACCAAUAUUUGCUCGAUCAAAAGAAGACAGCACCAUAGCUAAACACAGACGAUGGUACUCGCAGUUCUACUCCGAACACAGCCCGAAACUCACCUUCCAGGAAGACAGUCUGUCUUGGUAGCCACCGAGGGAUCUUUACAGGUCAACGCCUACAAGAUUCACAAGAUUGGCCGCCUUUUCACCCGAGUUCAUAAUGAGGAUGUCAUAUUGUUUUUGAGAAAGUAUAAAUUUUGACUUUUAUAUGAUUGUUUCAUGGUUACUGUAUCACUGCUGCUGAUUGCUCUGUGUGCGUGUGUGUUUGUGGGCCUGUGUGUGUUUGUGUGUAUGUUUGUGGGCCUGUGUGUGCGUGUGUGUUUGUGUAUAUGUUGGUGGACCUGUGUGUGCGUGUGUAAAUAUUGAGUCAGUGGUCAGUAUUGCUUCACGCCACUGACAGCAACAUCCCAGCAAUAUCCCAGCAGUAUCACGGCGAAGUACAUAAGAAAUCUGGCUAUACACAUUGCACCCGAGUGAGGAAUCGAACCCGGUGUGUGCGUGUGCGUGUGCGUGUGCGCCUGUCUGCCUGUGUGUGUCCCAGUAUGUGUGUGUUGAGAGAGUGAUAUUGUUAUUGGACUUAACACAGAAAGGUCAGGUACAGUGAUGACAACAUUGUCGUUUUUAAUUUAUUCCUGCCAUUACAUGAAUAUUGUGCAGACGUUCUGUUAAAAUGAAUAUAGGCCCAUGCAUUGAAGUGUGGUUUUUAUAUUAUUUUUCAGUAAUAUGUUAAUAUUUUAAUUUCAGGUGAAGAUGUGUGCUUCAGCAUUAGCUUUCUUGUGAAACCUUUUCAGUUUCAAAUUUCUGAGUGAUGCCUGGCAGCCAAAUAUGGAUUGUAUAUGCCACACACGAGACAUUUAAGAACAACCAAUAUCUAUUAAC